Messenger RNA from Funneliformis geosporum, 2196 nucleotides. The record is from the annotation of a GenBank genome assembly. Lineage: Eukaryota; Fungi; Glomeromycota; Glomeromycetes; Glomerales; Glomeraceae.
AUGGUAUCAAUUUUAGCAACAGCGUUAACAACAUCAACGACCAUGCCUUCACAAUUACAACAUCACCACGAUAACGGCAUCGACGAUGAAAUUUUUACCAAACCAUCUUCAAAUACCAUUAUGGAAAUUACUAUGAAUAAUGCCAAAAAUACUCGCCAUUUUAUUAACAAUCACGAUCCGCAAAAUCACCAUCAUAACGUAUCAUCAACAAGAAAAAGUGAAGACGAAGACGCGAUGAUUGUGGAAUUUGAAAACAAAAACAAUCCUAAAAACGUCAACAACGAAAUCGUACUUGAUGAUGAUAGCGAAGAGAAUAUUAUUAAAUGUAAAAGCAACACCAACGAUAACCAUCGUAAUAAUAAUCAACUGCGAUCAUCCUCAAGAAUCUCGACUUCAUUCCCACGAAGGAAAACUUCCGUGUUGGACAUCUCGUCUCUAUUGUGUGAAUUACCUUCGGCCUCAGCCAAUUCGCCCGUUUAUGAUUCCAUUGAUGAAGAUAGUAUGGACGAUGUUUCAAGUCCAAGUCAUUUAGGUGAUACCGAAUCGUUGGGAUCAUCUCGUUCUUUCCAAAAAAGUCGUGCAUGUUCAUCGACCCCGGCAACGACCCCCCCAUAUUCUCCACCUGUCAUAUCGACAACAAUGGAGACUGAUCGAGAGAAGCCACGCUUAUUUAACAAUAACAGAGACAAUGGUUCUUCGGAUGGAAACCUUGAAAUGUCACAGCAUGAUAAAACACAACAUUAUCAUUUCAAUGAUAACCAUCGUCAACAACGUCAUCACCAAGAUGAUGAGCGAUUUGUGGGUCAAAGCAGGUUUCAUGACGAUGCCCCUUGGAAACGACCACGCAUGAUGGGUCAAGAUCAUGAUUCCAACGGGCAAUUCAUUCAUAAUCAAUCACCUUCUUCCGAUCAUGGGAAAAUUAAUUCGCAGGUCGACCAUCAUUCUUCCCAAAAAUCGUGGAAUCAUUUGGAACAAUUCGCUGCAAUUACCGAGGCCUAUCGUACAAAUUCACAUGCAGACAUCAUGGACACUGUUACUUCCACCGCGCGUCUGCCAUCUGCAUCCUCACUAACAACACCACGUCAUCACUCGCUUGAAAGUAAUCAUCGUAACUUUCAAAAUAAUAACAAUAGUAAUGCUAGUUUAUUUCAAAAUGGUCCUUUGGGCUCACCUUUAUCUACGAGAGGACAUUACGUUGCCGCUCAUCAGCAACCGAGACCAUCAUCUUAUGGUGGCAUGCACAGCCCUCAAUCUCCUAAUACAUAUCCGGUUUCUCAUCAUCAUGGAUAUUCCGUUCCUUCUGGAACCAUGGUUAAAGCUAAAAGAAAGCGUGCUAAUGCGAAUCAGUUAAAAGUUCUCAACCAAGUAUUUCAACAUACGUUCUUCCCAUCUACCGAGUUACGUAUUCAACUGGGAAAACAAUUGGGAAUGUCACCGCGUACAGUUCAAAUUUGGUUCCAGAAUAAGAGGCAAAGUUGGCGCAGCAAGUCACGAGCCACAAACAAUUCCCUCCUUAAUAAUAAUAAGGAUGGUGAUGGACAAUUGGAUGAUAAUAGCAGCCUUGAUGUUGAAGCUAAUGGAGCUGGGAACAAUGGUAUUAAUGAAAAUUUGGUUUCUCGAAGAUCUAGUAAUUCAAGUUUGAGUUGUUCGGAUGAUGAUGAAGCGGGUCGAAGAUCAAUUCCUGAUUCACCUUUGGAAAGUUCUUAUCCUCGUGGUGAUUAUUUCACUUCAAAAAGAUCUAGCGUCGAAAAUGGUAGUAUGGUUUCAAAUGGGGACGUUUCUUCCACACAAAAUUCUUUCAUGGCGCAACCUCAACAUCCUGCUGAUAAUGGGGGAGAAUAUUACAAUCAUCGAUCAAAUAGUAAUGGAGUACACGUGAUUACUGGAUCUUUACAUCAUGGUGCUUCCGGAGUAUUGACACCAACUUCUCCAUUGCCACCACCUUCUUCUUUGACGAACCAAUUACCGUCUCCUGUAUUCUCAUCUUCCUCAACAAAAUCAGUUAGUACUGAACGGUUACCCGGUUUUGCUACUUCAUUCGCACAGACGUACAAUCAAAACACCACUUCAAAAUCAACUAGUGCCAAAAAUGGUUACGAUGCGUUUGCUAAUAAUAGAUUACCCACUCCAAUAAUGGUCAAUCGACAUCAACCAUCAUCUUUUGGAUAUCAAUCAACUGUUAGCAGCGGUAUCUAG